Molecule: messenger RNA, 1623 nt
Organism: Penicillium canariense
Lineage: Eukaryota; Fungi; Ascomycota; Eurotiomycetes; Eurotiales; Aspergillaceae
Exons: 2
Coding region: 1-1623 (540 amino acids)
Biological process (GO): eisosome assembly
Source: RefSeq, a predicted model, not a curated record
AUGCCCACUCGUCGAAAGAGGACGUCCAGUGACGCGGAUGCAAGUCAAGUGGACGCAGAACAGUCAAGGCAUAUCCGUAACCAGAUGUUCAGCUUGCGAACCAAAUUGAACAAAGUGGAUGAGCGGAGACAAAGGGAUCGUGAUCUGCUCAUGGAAGCAGCGCGUCGUAAUGUCGAUGCCACUAUUCACGAUAUGGAAAUGAAAGUAUAUGCCGACACCGGUCGGGCACCGCCUUCCAUCCAGAAGGAAUGGGACGAGGCAGCCCGAGAGCGGGCUCGCGAGGAAGCUGAGAGCACAGAAGCGGAGGGCGCUCAAGCCAACCGGGUUCACAUUGGCUCAUCAAGGUACAUCGAAAUGGCUGAUGUUGAAGCCGUGGCACGGUCUCGUGUUCAGCCCGCGCUUGACGACAUCACUGACCAAGCCGAGCGACGGAGGGCCGAGGAGUUGGAGGCUCGCCUUGAUGCAGAGGAAGAGGAGAGGCGUGCGGCCAUCGAGAGAGAGCGUGAGUCCAGCUUGAAUAGAGCGGAGAAACGAGAAGGUGUAUCGGAGAAGCGCGGGAGCAAACGACUGAAGCUCUUCAUGUGGAAGCGGAAGAGCAAGCAAAUGCAGGAGGAGAAACCUGAUUUGCAAGAAGAGGCAGUCACUCCGGGGGUCACUACAGAAGAGCCCGCCGAGGAAGCUCCAGCAGCCCAGGAAGUCGUUGAUGCUUCUGAGGCUGAAGAGGUUGCUCCUGCUGCUCCCGAGGCUGCACAAGCUGCUGCUCCUCUCUUAGAGGCUGACGCCACCGAAGGGAUUGCUCCUGCUGCCCCCGAGGCUCCACAAGCUGCUGCUCCUGCCUUAGAGACUGGCGCCGGCGCCGAAGCCGCGUCUGUCUCGAAAGAGGCGAUCCGGCAGGAUGAUAGUGUGCCGGAGACAGCUGGUGCAACGACCAUCAUGGCGGCUGCUCCCAUUACAGCCCCGGUGCAGCCUGUCCAUGAAGAGGUUGACGAUCUCUCCGAUAUUGCGAGACCGCACACCGCACCACGCGAUGCAGCUGCGACCGGUGGGGUGUCCGCCAUGCACAUCGUCCAACCCAUUACCAGCCCACGCGCAGACUCAAAGCUCAAGACCUGGUUCCGCGAUCGUCUUGUUCGUCGCACAAGCGGACCACAGCCCAUCUACCCCCACCAGCCCGGCCCAGAAUUCAACACCGACAGCGAAGUUGGAUUUACCGGAGGAGCUGCUUUGACAGGGAGAACCGAGCCUCGCACGGCAGCGCUGAGCUCCCAUCCUGUUAGUAAUGAAGAUCUCGAGUCCAACCACAGCGGCGACUGGGAUAUGACCAAUUCUCCCACUGAGGAGUCCGGCGCCCAUCCAGAGGCUUCUCAAAAUGGCAACGGGAAUGCCAGUAGCAAGAGGCAGCGGCUUCGCAAGAGCUUCAUGAAGUCCGUCUCACGCAAUACCCAGGAGCGCAAGUCAAACGAGAUUUCUCAUAAGCGUCAAAACUCCGGGGCUCUUUCCGAGGGCGGUGGUUAUGUCCGGGGCCUACGGGACAGCGCCACUGAACAAGGCCUGCCCGUUCCUCCAAUCCUUAGUGAGACCGUAAGUACGGGCCGGGAAUCGAAGUUUUCCGAGGAUCUGUGA